AUGAAUAAGGAAAGAGAAACACUUACUGAGUGCCAAGCUAAAGGCGAGAAACUCAUUUGGCUCCUUUCUAAAGAAGGAGAUUAUCGUAUUGGUAAAAUUGUUGAAGAAAUGGAUGAAAGUGUUCAAUUAGUAGUUGAAGGGUCUAAAUGCACAGUGGAUAAGGGAAGUAUCCAUAAAGCAAAUCCAUCUAAGUUUGAUUUAGUUGAAAAUAUGGCCCAUUUAUCUUAUCUUAAUGAACCAAGUAUUCUGCACAAUCUCAGGCAAAGAUACUUAGCUGGCUUACAGUAUACUUAUUCUGGCUUGUUCUUAGUCGCUAUCAAUCCCUAUAAAGACCUAUCAGUCUAUACGAAAGAAUUCAUUGAUCGCUACUCUUCAGUUUAUAAGCGAGAAGAUGCUCCACCCCAUAUCUAUGCCGUUGCUUCUGAAGCCUACUAUCUUAUGCGCAAUUCCCAACGACCCCAAACUAUUCUUAUUACUGGUGAGUCUGGAGCUGGUAAAACUGAAAACACCAAACAUGCCAUUACUUUCUUAACUAAAAUCAGUGGUAAUCUGCUACAGAGUACUAAACUCCUGGAAGAAAGACUUCUUUCCAGUAAUCCUUUACUUGAAGCCUUUGGUAAUGCCCAAACUGCUCGUAAUGAUAAUAGUUCGCGUUUUGGGAAGUUCAUUAAGAUUGAGUUUGGUCGGACUGGUGAAAUAAUUGGUGCUUCCAUUGAAAGGUACCUUUUAGAAGCCUCCCGAGUGACUAAACAGACUCCAGGUGAACGUAAUUACCAUAUCUUCUAUGCCCUCUUACAAACAGCUAGUGCCGAGUUUUUACAAAGCUUAUACCUAUCUAGUACUCAGACUUACCGGAUUAUUCCUGAACUUAAGAGUGCUGGAGUAAUAGGUGCAGAUUUUGCCCAAGUAACGGCUGCUAUGGAUAUUCUGGGUUUGGAACCGGCUGAGCAAAAUCGAGUAUUUAGGAUUCUAGCUGCUAUCAUUCAUCUUAGUGAAGUUGUUUUCCAAGAAGGUACCAGUCAAUUACAACUAAGUACGAGUGGUGAGGAGGCUUUAAGUCAUGCAGCUGAGUUCUUAGGCGUAGAUGCACAAAUUCUUAGGGAAACUCUAACUUGUCCUCGGAUUAGGGCGGGUAAUGAAAUGGUCGUACACGGUCGAACGGCUGAAGAGGCCAAUUAUACUUUAGCUUCACUUUGUAAAGUGAUUUACGAACGUUUAUUUGACUGGUUAGUCUUCUUAGUUAAUCGGGCCUUAAAACCUCAGAGUGAAUCUACUUCUUAUAUUGGUGUCCUGGAUAUUGCUGGGUUUGAAAUUCUCCAGCGGAAUGGUUUUGAACAGCUUUGCAUUAACUAUACUAACGAAAAGUUACAACAAUUCUUCAACCAUCGUAUGUUUGUUCUUGAACAAGAAAUCUACUUGAAUGAAGGUUUAGAAUGGAGUAUGAUUGAUUUUGGGUUGGAUUUACAACCGACAAUUGAUUUGUUAGAAGCAAGUGGUUCGGGUAUAUUUUCAGUCUUAGAUGAAGAGUGUAUUGUGCCUGGUGGAUCUGAUGCACGUUUAUUGGCUAAGAUCAGUUCAGUCUGGCAGGGAUCUAGUCAGUUUUCUAGGCCAAGACUUAAUGAUGGGUUUAUGAUUGAGCAUUAUGCAGGUUCAGUCUGUUAUAGUGAGCCGGGUUGGAUUGCUAAGAAUAAGGAUCCUUUAGAUGAAGCUAUUGCUGGUUUACUAUUGGGUCCAGAUGGUCCUGUUCCUGCUUCAGCUGUACCCUCCCUAGCAGCUACUCGUUUCCGAACGGUAGCUCAACGCCAUCGCCAGCAACUGAACAAUCUCUUGCAUAUGCUGCGGCAAACGAACCCUCAUUUUGUCCGAUGUAUUCUCCCCAAUAAUAAGAAGACUCCGGGCUUAUUUGAAGCUCCCCGGGUUUUGCAUCAGCUUAGAUGUAAUGGUGUCCUGGAGGGUGUAAGAAUUUCCCGACAAGGUUUCCCUUCUCGUGUUCCUUUCCAUGAAUUCAUUAGUCGUUACGCUUUACUUGCCCCGGCUAGUCUUUCCGGACGGUUUGCUCCUUCAGAACAAGGUGUUUCCUUGCUUUUAAGUGAGUUACAAGUCCCGGCUAGUCUUUUCCGUUUAGGUCGGACUCUUCUUUUCCUGCGCCAAGGUGUACUAGCCGAUCUGGAAGAUGCCCGGAAUGCUAAGAUCUUAGGCUUAGUCUUGGAAGUUCAAAAGCGCUUGCGGCAACUCUUGCUUAAGAAUCGUGAACAACUAGAUAAGAAACGAGCUGAAUCUCUAGCUGUUCUACAAAAGAACGUUAAGAUCUUUGCUAGUGUUCGGCAAUGGUCCUGGUGGAAGCUUUGCAUGAAGAUCAGACCUCUCCUUGAAGUACGUAAGGCCGAAGACGAAUUGCGUGAAAAGGAGAAGGCCAUUGUGCAACAAAGAGAAGAACUUCUUGCAUUACAAGCCCAAGUUCAACAGGCCGAACUGGCUAAGCUCAGAGCUGAAGCCGCUCUAGCCAGUGCUUCCGAAGAAGCAGCCGCCGCCCGAGCUGCCUCUGAGAUUCUCAGUACGCGCUUAAGAACUGAGCGGGAAGAGGCGGCUAAAGAAGUAGCUGCAGCCCAAAAAGCAUCGGCCCGAGCUGCCCAAGCGACUGAACAACUACGCCGUGAUAUGGAAGUUCAAGCUAAAGCCGCCCAUCGUGCCCGUGAAGAAGCCGCCUCCUCCACUGCCCUUCCCCUUCUCACCCAAAUUGAUGCUCUGAAAGAACGCGUACUAACCGCCGAAACACUCGCACAAACCGUUCAAACCGAUCUACAGAAACAACAAGAAGAACUAGCCGCCGCCUUGCAUAGUCAAGAAAUAUCCGAACGGGAAAGGACUUUUGCCGAAGAUAGAGCUAAGAAACUAGCCACUGAAGUUGAGGAAAUGCAAGCCGAAGUAGCUAGUGCUGAAUCUUUACGCCGGCGUACUGAAUCCGCCCUUAAAGCCGCUGAGACAGAAGCCACUCGAUCGGCUUCUUUACUAUCUUUUGAGCGCGAGAAGUACGCUCGUUUAGAAGAGGCCUUUAAGAGGGCAACAACUGCACCUACUCCAGCCCCUGCACCUGUUAUUGGCAAAGAUAAUUCUGAGGACAUAGCUGCCCUUCGUAAAGAACUAGCUACAGCCCAGAGUACGAUUGCUAAUAUUCAAGAGGAGUAUAAUGAUUUGCGCCGGCAGUACUUAGCCCUAACUGAUGAUAAGCUAGGUGGUAUGUUGGAAAUUCAAAACAAAUACACGGCCGAGAUCAACAAAAUGCGGGCCUCAAGUGCUCAACUGGAAAAGAAGUUACAAAGAACUGAGCAAGAUCUAGCCAGUGCCACUACUUCUCUGGAACAAGCCAUCUCGGCUAAGGAGUCUGAAAAAGAACGACGUAAAGCAGCAGAAGAAGCUCUAGUUGCCAAACGAACCCUUGAGAAAGAUUUACAACGGGCUCUUACCCGAGCACUUAAGGAGAAAGAAGAUGCCCUGACUGAACUGGCCCAAGCUAACGAAGCAACAGCAGCGACCACUGAGCAAAGAGCUUCCUUCCGCCAAGAUUUAACUACGGAGUUAGCUAAGGCUACAUCGGCGACUGAAGCAAUUCGGGCUGAGCUGGAGCGGGUGGCUAAUGAGGUUGUAGCUGUAACGGAUACUUUAGCUAUCUAUCGGGCGGAAAUCAGUCGACUAACUGAUGAGUUGCUUAGGGCAGAAACGGAAGUGACGCAAAUACGCAGUUCAUUGGACCGAUCUCGUGUUGAAAUGGCUGAUGCUAAGGCUUCUUGUAAAUGGGCGACUGAUCAGGUAGCUAUUCUGGAAGCCGAAAAGGCCGAGCUAUUACGUGAGACCAAAGCAGAAAUGAGUGCCCAACGCGAUCGUUUUGAAGCGGCCGAAGAUGCAGCUGAUAAGGACCGGCGGGAGCGCUUAGCUGAACUUCGUUUGCUGAAACGAGAACUUCGUGAUAAGGAAAGAGAAGCCGCUCAAGCUCAAAGUGCUCGUUCCGAGGUAGUUGCUUUACAGAAGAGACUAGCCGAUGCCUUAUCAAUGCUUGACCAGCAUGCAGAGGACAAGAAGGAAUGGGAUGCUAGUGUGCAAGGUCUGCUAGCUCAGGCGCGUAAUGAAGCGCAAAAGGAGCGAGAAAGGGCUGAAGCACACCGGCGAGAGUUAAUAUCAGCGCAAUCAGUAGCACGACGAGCCGAAACUUCAGCUACUCGAGCCACUGAGAAAGAAGCAGAAGCGCGCAAAGCUAUCAUUCGUUUGGAGGAGCAGUUGCUAACUUCAGCCAAACGAGAAAAGUCCUUAUCUUUUGAGCUUCGUGCUUUAGUGCUGGAACUCAGUGCAUUCAAAGAGCUUCCCUCAGAUUUACCAGAGGACCAGCCAGUUUGUGCCAACUAUGAUUAA
Molecule: messenger RNA, 4404 nt
Organism: Nematocida homosporus
Lineage: Eukaryota; Fungi; Microsporidia
Product: myosin heavy chain 9/10/11/14
Exons: 1
Coding region: 1-4404 (1467 amino acids)
Biological process (GO): actin filament organization; vesicle transport along actin filament
Cellular component (GO): cytoplasm; actin cytoskeleton; myosin complex
Molecular function (GO): ATP binding; actin filament binding; microfilament motor activity
Source: RefSeq, a predicted model, not a curated record